CAGGACAUUUUUGAGUAAACACCAUGCCUCAUUUUCUGGGGAAAGCUAGAAGACCAAUUCAAAAAGCCCAAUAGUACAGAAAAAAAAAGGCCCUUUUUAAGUCUUUCAAUUCUGUCUUCUCUUUGCUAUUCACACCUCAUUCAUUCAGUCAGGUUAAUUUGUAGAAUCAAAGUCGUCAUCUCCAAUAUUUAUUUGUCAUGUCGGAUGAGGAAGUUGUUGACCCAAAGGCAACAAUGGAAGUAACUUGCAAGCCUAAGUGUGUAAGGCAACUAAAGGAUUAUCAGGCAUGUACUAGAAGGAUAGAAGGCGAUGAAUCAGGGAGCAAGCAUUGCACUGGACAGUAUUUUGAUUACUGGCAAUGCAUUGACAAAUGUGUUGCCCCGAAACUAUUUGAAAAACUCAAGUAACAGGAUAUAAGUAGUUGUUCCAUCGCAAUUUAUCUUGCUUUUUCGUUGUUGAAGCCUGUGCAACAGACUUACAAUCUCUUCAAUGAACUUGGUUGCUGCAUGGAAAAUUUUGUACUAUGCACGCCUUAAAAAGUGAUUAAUAAAGGAUACUUAUGGGUUAAA
This is a messenger RNA of Capsicum annuum, 569 nucleotides long. Its product is annotated as cytochrome b-c1 complex subunit 6. Bases 198 to 407 code for a protein of 69 amino acids. NCBI's taxonomy places the organism in Eukaryota, Viridiplantae, Streptophyta, Magnoliopsida, Solanales, Solanaceae. Gene Ontology annotation, biological process: mitochondrial electron transport, ubiquinol to cytochrome c. The transcript is spliced from 5 exons. The record is from RefSeq and is a predicted model, not a curated record.